UAUAUUGUAGAUUUGGAUAUGGAUCCCAGCAACAGUGCCCAAGAUGUCGUCCGAUGUGACCUUUGUGAGAAAGCUAUCGUGCAGAUGUACUGUGAUUUCUGUCAUGUCAAUCUGUGUAUUCCUUGUAUAGGAAAACAUAUUUCUGAUGACUAUAAUAAACAUAUUGUGGUCCCAUUCCAACAAAGAAAAUCUACUUUGAUUUAUCCACAGUGCACAAUACAUGAUAAAAAAAGAUGUAAAUUUCAAUGUGAAGAAUGCAACACCUCUGUUUGUUCUUUGUGUACUAUAUCUGAAACACAUAAGGGGCAUAACAUUUCAACUCUUUUGGGUAUCUAUAAUUCAAAGAGAGAAGUCAUUGGAAAAGAUGCUGAAGAAUUAGAAAACAUAGUUUCUCCAGCUUAUGAAGAAAUUGCAACUGAAAUAGAAGCUCAGAUUGCUAACCUGGAUGGAGAAUAUGAAAAACUUACAACAGCAGUUACAAAACAUGGAGAAGAAUGGCAUAAGGAAAUUGACAAUACUGUAAACAAAAUGAAAACAGAAAUUGAAGAGAUAAAAAUCAAACAUGUGAGCAUUCUGAAAAAACAUUUAGAUGAAAUUAAACAGAUACAAAAUCUGAUUGAACAAACACUACUUAGAUUAAAUAGAAUAGAUGAAUCAAAUGAAGUGUCUAUGACUAUGGAAUACAUUUCUAAAAUCAAAGAAUUAAGCAAACUUCCACAUAAAGUUACGGUAUCACUGCCAAUAUUCAAUCCUAAGUCAAAAGAUACAGAGCAACUUUAUAAGUUGUUUGGAUCUUUAACACCAUUAUCCACCAAAUCAGAAGAGAAUGGCUACACACUGAAUAAACCAGAGACACCAACCAGAAAACUGCUGGAAGAACUAGAACUUAUCACUUCUAUAAAUACUGGGUAUGAAAACCUUCGCAGUGUCACUUGUAUCAGUGAAGAAGAAAUCUGGACCAGUGCAGAAGUCAGUGAUAUGAAAUGCUUUAACAUCCAAGGCUCACUUAUCAAAACAAUCAAAACAAAAUCAGGGGAGUGGCCAGGUGAUAUAGCAGUGACAAGUGAUGGGAGUCUAGUGUACAAUGACUGGAAAACAAAGACUGUGAAAAAAGUAAAGAAUGGACAGAUAGAGGAGGUUAUCAGACUUCAGGGCUGGACACCCAACAAUCUCUGUGUCACCUCCACUGGUGACCUCCUGCUUACCAUGUUCAGUAAUGAUAAAACACAAGCCAAAGUUGUCCGUUACUUGGGCUCUACAGAGAAACAAGCAAUCCAGUUUGAUGAUGAGGGUAAACCUCUGUAUUCAGGAUAUCACUACAUUAAAUACAUCAGUGAGAACAGAAACCUGGAUAUUUGUGUGGCUGACUUUAAAGCAGGUGCUGUAGUGGUAGUCAAUCAAGCUGGAAAACUCCGAUUUAGACACACUGGUCAUCCUUCUGCUACAAAGAUUAAACCAUUUAAACCCCGUGGCAUCACAACAGACAGCCAGAGUCAGAUCCUGACAGCAGACUGUAACAACGACUGUAUCCACAUCCUAGACCAGGAUGGACAGUUCCUCCGUUAUAUAGAUAACUGUGACCUGAAGGAUCCAUAUGGUUUAUGUGUGGACAAAAAUGACAACUUGUUUGUGGCUGAGUGCAGAGGAAAUGUUAAAAAAAUUAAAUAUUUACUGUAAUAUUACACCUCAUAAUAAUAAU
Molecule: messenger RNA, 1699 nt
Organism: Saccostrea echinata
Lineage: Eukaryota; Metazoa; Mollusca; Bivalvia; Ostreida; Ostreidae
Product: probable E3 ubiquitin-protein ligase MID2
Exons: 1
Coding region: 19-1677 (552 amino acids)
Molecular function (GO): zinc ion binding; protein binding
Source: RefSeq, a predicted model, not a curated record